GCACAGUCGCUCUCGGGAGACCAACGAGCCGCUACACUACACCAUGAAGGUCCUGAUCGUCGUCGCUUGCGUGCUGGCUGCGGCCGCCGCCACCCCCGGGCUCAUCGGCGCGCCCGUCGCCUACUCGGCGCCCGUGGCCGCCGCCGCCGUCGUCGCGCCCUCCGUCUCCAGCCAGUACCACGCUCAGGACGAGCUGGGCCAGUUCAGCUACGGCUACCAGGGCCCGCUGUCCGCCAAGCAGGAGGUGCGCACCGCCGACGGCAUCACCCGCGGCGGCUACUCCUACGUGGACGCGCACGGCCUGGUGCAGAGCGCCCAGUACGUGUCCGACCCCGUCAACGGCUUCCGCGUCGCCGCCACCAACCUGCCCGUGGGCCCCGGCGUGCCCGCGCCCCCCGCGCCCCUCGCGCCCGUCGCCGUGGCCGCCGCCCCGUCGCCGCCGUCGCCGCCGCCCCGCCCGUCGUCACGAGGCCCGCUAACGCCGCCCCGCCGUCGUCGGCCCCGCUGCCCGUCGCCGACACCCCGAGUUGCCGCCGCUAAGGCCGCCCCCUCCAGGGCCCACGCGCGCCGCCAAGGACGCGCCGCCCCGCAUGGGUUGUGGCCAGCUCUCCAGCCACCCCCAAUUCCUCCCUCCACCCCUGCGCAGCCCUCGACACGUCCCUACAAUGUAGUGUGUGUUUGUGUGUUCCUGCAGCCGCCAUACUACGGCCGCAAGAAGCGCAGCCCCGCCUGCUGGCCGCGCCGCCGUCGCCGCCUACGCGCCCCGCCUCCGUGCCGUGCAACGCCCCCCGUCGCCUACGCCCCCGCCGCCUCCCGUGGCCGUCCACGCCCCGUCGCCUACGCCCGCCCGCCGUCGUGCCCGCCGCAGCUUCGCCUAUCCACCGUGGCCGUGCACGCCGGGCGCCCAUCGUCGCCCGCCACCCCGGCCGCCGUCGUGGUCGCCUAA
Gryllus bimaculatus (two-spotted cricket) is the source of this 946-nucleotide messenger RNA. The record is from the annotation of a GenBank genome assembly. NCBI's taxonomy places the organism in Eukaryota, Metazoa, Arthropoda, Insecta, Orthoptera, Gryllidae.